Dipodomys ordii (Ord's kangaroo rat) is the source of this 1719-nucleotide messenger RNA. RefSeq names its product F-box only protein 17. Gene Ontology annotation, cellular component: cytoplasm; SCF ubiquitin ligase complex. NCBI's taxonomy places the organism in Eukaryota, Metazoa, Chordata, Mammalia, Rodentia, Heteromyidae. Gene Ontology annotation, biological process: SCF-dependent proteasomal ubiquitin-dependent protein catabolic process; glycoprotein catabolic process. The coding region runs from base 234 to 1079 and encodes 281 amino acids. Gene Ontology annotation, molecular function: ubiquitin protein ligase activity; protein binding. The transcript has 6 exons. The record is from RefSeq and is a predicted model, not a curated record.
CCCGCAGCCUCCACACCCCCCCCCCCCCCCCUGCGCCGUCCUGCAGCCGCUAAGUCCCCGAGAGAGGCCCGGAUACUCGGAGUCCCCCACCAAUCCCGGAUCUCGGGGCUCCCUGGGGCCCGGGCCGAUUCCGGGGAGCCCUGCGAUUGCCCCCCCCCGAGUACCAUUGAGGGAAAGGAUCUGAAUCCGCCACCACCUCCGAGCAGGCCUCCAGGACCCCGGCGGCCGGGACGAUGGGCGCCGGGCCCUCGCUGCGGCGGCAGCAGCGGCCGUCCAUGGAGCCGCCGGUGGCCCUGGACUCGCUGCCCCCAGAGCUGCUGGUGCAGGUGCUGAGCCACGUGCCGCCUCGCGCCCUGGUGACCCGCUGCCGCCUGGUGUGCCGAGCCUGGCGCGAUGUGGUGGACGGCCCCUCCGUGUGGCUGCUGCAGCUUGCUCGAGACCGCAGCGCCGAGGGCCGCGCGUUCUACGCCCUGGCCCAGCGCUGCCCGUCCCAGGGCGAGGACCAGGAGGAGUUCCCGCUCUGCGCCCUGGCGCGCUUCUGCCUGCGCGCGCCGCUGGGCCGCAACCUCAUCUUCAAUUCCUGCGGCGAGGAGGGCUUCAGAGGCUGGGAGGUGGAGCACGGUGGGAAUGGCUGGGCCGUGGAAAAGAACUUGACACUCGUACCAGGGGCUCCUUCUCAGACCUGCUUUGUGACUUCCUUCGAAUGGUGUUUCAAGAGGCAGCUUGUAGACCUAGUGAUGGAAGGGGUAUGGCAGGAGCUGCUGGAUAGCGCCCAGAUCGAAAUCUGCGUGGCUGACUGGUGGGGUGCCCGAGAGAACUGCGGCUGCAUCUACCGACUUCGCGUCCGCCUCCUGGACAUGUACGAAAACGAAGUGGUCAAGUUCUCGGCCUCACCCAACCCCGUCCUUCAGUGGACUGAGAGGAGCUGCAGACAGGUCUCUCACGUCUUUACCAACUUUGGCAAGGGCAUCCGCUAUGUGUCCUUCGAGCAGUACGGCAGAGACACACGCUCCUGGGUGGGGCAUUAUGGAACCCUAGUGACCCAUUCCAGUGUCAGGGUCAGGAUCCGUUUGUCUUAGCCUUUUGGGACCCACUGCCCCACCCUGAUGGACCAUCAUCAGAAUCAAGCAUGGCUUUACAGCCCAGAACAUGACAUUCUACAUGUCCCAUGUACCCCAUUUGCUGCUGCUUCAGCAUGGUGACCUUCGUGUUGUGUGACAAACAAGGACCAACCAGGCAAUGGGUAGCUUCCUCCUCUUCCCAGAGGAAGGAAAGUCAUAUGACUGGGACAUUUCUUUGAUUCCUGGGCCUGGAAGUUGUUUCCUAGGGGUCAGUGGGGGUAGGUUGAGGCAAGAAAUCAAGGCUAGCCGGGCAUGGUGAUACAUGCCUGUAGGCCCAGCACUUGAGGAUCUGGGAGCUUUGAGGCCAAGUUGGAUUACAUAGUACAAAGUCUUUGGGAUUUAGCUGUGGGGUCUAGUACCUGGCCACCUCUGGGCAAUGUCUGUGUUCACUGCUCCAGUACCUCCUCUUUGACCAGAUUGGUACUGUGUCUCAGAGACCAGAUUCUCCCUCACCUCCUGCCAGGAAAUAAUACCAUCCUUUUUUGCCCUGUAUCCCAUCCUCCCAGAGCAAGGUAUGCUGUUAGGGGAGGCUCACCUCCCCUCCUUUCUGCCCAGCUGGGCAUGGCCAAGCAACUAGCUUAAUAAAAUUGGUGCUAAA